CGCCGCCACGCUGGAGGCGGCGGGACGGCGCGACGAGCCGGGGGCAGCCUGCGAGCCGGGCCCGGUGCAGCGGGGCGAGUCGAGAACGCCUAGUCGGGUCGCCUGCGAGCCCAGGCAGCAGGAGUGGCGGCCCCGUUCUCGGCUGCCCACCUACUUGUUGCAGAUGGAGGCCAGCCUGACGUGCGCCGUGUGCCUGUCUCUCUUCGAGGAGCCGGUGACGCUGCCCCUUUGCUCGCACAACUUCUGCCGGGACUGCGUGCUGGAGUGCCUGGCUUCGGCCGAGGCCGCCCGCCUGCAGCAGCAGCGGGGUCAGGGGCAGUCCCGCCACUCCCGGGUGGGUUCGGGCGCUGGCAACGACGUGGCCGGCGCCCGGGUGUCGUGCCCGCUGUGCAGGAAGCUCUGCCCGCUGCCCCGGGGCGGUGCCGCCGCGCUGCCUGUCAACACCACCCUGGCGGAGUUGGUCAGGCUCUACCGAUCCGGCACGGCCGGGACCGCCAAGGCCGAAGAGGCAGAGCAGGGGCCGGGGUUUCCACUCUCCCUGCAGGCUCUCGGGGGAACCUGCCAGAAACAUCCGGGACGGCUGGUGCAGCUCUACUGCCGGAUGUGCCGGCAGGCGGGAUGUGGGCUGUGCGUCUCUAAGGAGCACCAAGGCAUCUUCCACUCCGUCAACCUCAUAGACGCUGUGUACCAGGAAGAGAAAUUAAUCUUCUUCAGCAGUCUGAAAAAAAUGAGAACAAUAAAUGAGAAGCUGACGAAUGAAAUCUCAAAUCAACUGAAUGAUAUGGAUAUGGUGCUGAACAAGGACGCUGACAUGAUUGCACUGGAAUUCGGAGAAAUCUUCAAGACUCUGGAAAUGAAGAAACAGCAAUUGCUAGAAGAUGUUGAAAAUCAAAGAAGUAAAAAAGAAAAGGAAUUUGCGAUUUGGAAGAAAAUGAAGGAAACUCACAAGAAGACCAUAGAAAAUUUUCUGAAAGAUUGUGAGGAGCUUGUCCAUGAGUGUGAUCCUCAGCGUUUCCUAGAGGUGGCCUGUGGCUUGAAUGCAAGAAUGAAAACUCAGCUUGACCUGAUGAACAUAGCAUCCAGCUACGAAAAAACACCAGAGUGUACUCAAAAGAAGAUGGAUAUCAAACCUGUGGUUAAUAAAAUCUUGGCUUUGAAGUUAAUGCCUGUUAAUGAAGGCACUGAUAAAGAUCUACCUUCUGGGGGAAAUGAGGACUCGACAAAAAAGACUCUAUUUAAAAAUAACAUAAAGCAAUGGCAGGACCAGAAGAACACACCCAACAUGUUUCUUCCUCUAGCAGGACAGGAGGAAGCACUGGCAGAUGGCAGCAGGAUUUGUACUCGCCUAAUGUCGAUAUCGGAAAUGUCCACGUCUCAAAACAUGAGUCAUGAGGAGUUACGUUACAAAUUCUAUACGGAACAUCAGAAGCUCACCAGUGAGGUCAAGACACAAACUCUAUCUGGAAAUAAAAAGUAUAAAUUUGGAGGUGCUGGGGCUUUGAAGGCUAGAUCCUCAGGAACUCCUUUUGCAUCUUCACCUCCCAAGGCAAAUAGUCCAGAUAAAGUGAAAAUUGGAAUCCUGCAAAGAGCAGAUGGCUUUGAGAAAAGCUUUUCUGGAGCCAGUCAUCACAACAUCCCAUCCACAAAUAUGAACUCUUCUGAAACAAAUGGUGACUUAAAAUCAUUUCUUGAGAGAAUUUCCCAGGAAGCAGCCACUCCAGCCGUAGAAAGCUCUGAAGACUUAGGACCUAAAGAAAAAUUGCCAAUGCAGGAAUCAGCAGUUACUGUUUCCAAUGAUAUAGACACAAAUUCUAGCACUUCAUUUGGCUUAAACCCAGCAGCCUCAGCAGCUGGUACUGUUUCAAAGUCAGAAUGUCUAGAUGUUUCUGCAGAGGGACCUUCACCUUUUACUUUUGGUGCUUGUAACAACUUGGUACCCACAUUUACUAAAGAUGCAGGUACAUUUUCCUUUAAAAUCAAAGACACAAAAUUCGUUUUCCCUCAGUUUUACCCUGGAAAAUGUGAUCAUGCCGAUAAAACCAACAACCAGGAUGAAAGCAAAUUUGGAAAACAUGGUCCUCUCGCCAGACCCACAGUUUCUGAUGCUUCAUCCAGUCCUGAUUUAGACUCAGUAGAAAGCAAGAAGCCAGGCUUUUCAUCUCCCUUUGGCAAUUCAGUAAAAGGUGGUUCUGCAGGAUCAGGAGUCAGCAAUUCAUUUAAGGUUUUACCACAAUCCCCAUUUUUUAGCCAAUCUGAGAAGCCAUCUGACAAAAAAACAUCAUCUCACGUGAGAGAAAUAACACUUUCUGCAAAGGAAACUGCAGGAUAUGGAACACAGAAACCAUGUGUCUCAGGGGAACAAAAAGCCAACACCUCAGAAUCUGCCACAGCUGUAGCUUGUAAUACUUCAGAGACCAAGACUGCAGCUGGGGUGAAUGCCACCAAGUCUCCCGUCCUCCCUGCUAAUUUUGUAUUUUCGUUCAAAAAUACCUGUUUCUCAUUGCCCUCACCAGUGUUUUCAUUUGGAAAUACUGCCAGAAAUACCUCUGGUUCACUGACUUCCUGCAUGGUUCUGCCUGGAAAUGGUACUGAAGAAGAGCAGAUGAACUCUGACGAAACACCUCUGAAUAUAGGGAAGCCUGUAUCUCCAGAGAAUGUGGAGCCUGCUUCUAGACAGAGUCAAUCAAAUUGUGAAGGUUCACUCUUUCCUAUGAACUCAUCUAAGAAAACUGAAAGUGCAGGGACACUUCCUGAUGGUAGUAAUUCUUGUAGUCAGCCUUUGUCUUCAGCCAUCCUUCCUGUUAAAUAUGAGAAUGCAUCUUCCACUCAACUUCCUACAGCAACAAAACCAGAAACAAAAGUAAAAGAGGAAGAAGGUGAAACUGUUGCUGAAAACAACUGUUCCUGUCCUAGAAGGGAAGAUGAGCCUGAGUCUGUACCAUGUCAGAAUGCAUCUUGUUCUGGUCUUGGCGCAUGCAAUGAUCCAUCUUCAGGAGUUUCUGUGUUCAUGGUAAAAAAGAUAGGAGGACUGCCAAGUGACAGCGAUUCCGACACGGAACAGCUAAGUCAAACAUCUGUCUCUACUGCUAGCAGCAGUGAAUCAGAACAUUUUUCUGUUUCUGAAAACAAAAUAUCUGGUAGAAUAAAAUCUGAGAAAUGACAAGAGAGUGAAAUGGAAGGUAGCUGUACUAAAAUAGGCUGAAAUUAAAUAAAUGUUCCUGAACACAUUAAGAA
Pezoporus flaviventris is the source of this 3234-nucleotide messenger RNA. RefSeq lists its product as uncharacterized. Gene Ontology annotation, molecular function: zinc ion binding. The coding region runs from base 164 to 3160 and encodes 998 amino acids. The transcript has 8 exons. NCBI's taxonomy places the organism in Eukaryota, Metazoa, Chordata, Aves, Psittaciformes, Psittacidae. The record is from RefSeq and is a predicted model, not a curated record.